Molecule: messenger RNA, 3711 nt
Organism: Apis cerana (Asiatic honeybee)
Lineage: Eukaryota; Metazoa; Arthropoda; Insecta; Hymenoptera; Apidae
Product: pro-resilin
Cellular component (GO): extracellular matrix
Source: RefSeq, a predicted model, not a curated record
AAAAAGAAUAUAAAAAUAUUCUCGAAUUCUCUUGAAAUUUAAAAGGGCAAUAUCAAGUCAAUUAACAAGUUUACAGUAACAAAGUGGUUAUUUGAACUUUAGUACUUGUAUAUAAUAUGAUUAAUUUAGACUUAAAUAAGAUUUUAAACUUUUUCAAAAAUUUAAACUCUUUCAUUUAUUUAGGACAGUUACACAGUUACUUGCUUUUACCAUUAAAGUGAAGAAAUAUAUUUAAUACGUUUCUAAAUCUCUGUCAGACAUAUCCAUGUUAUCUGAAAAAUAAAAUGUUCAUAUUGAUAGAGAUAAAGUGGUUAGUUAAAUUCACUAAGAUAACUUGACCAAUCUGAAAGUGAUCUUAAGGUGGGAAUAUGGAUGCAAUAUCGACAGUAGAUUAUUAGAAAAUAGUUUGCUCUUUCUCAUCAAGUCUCAGUAAGAGGAAGAGGACGAUUCGCAGCGAAUGUUGCAGCCUUGAUGACCGUGGAAAAAUUAAGCUGGAAGAGAAAACUUUCUCAUGACUCCAACGGCCGUCACCAGUCGAGCAAUUAGUUCGCUUUACGAUCAUGGAAUCUUAAAAAGUUUUCCACUUUUAAAACGAUUCGAGGAUCGUGCGAUUAUACAACAGUCACACCGGCGCCACCAUCGAUUUUUUUUCUUCUUCCGCCGAGGUUACACUCGAAGCAGUAAAAAUAAAUUUGACGAUUGUCCACUGUAACAUUUCAGCUUUUUGCGUUUCAUAAAUUUACACUUGAUAUCGGCGCUUUGGAAUUCACUCGACCGCUUUCUCCGUAAAGAAAGUGAAGUUGCAAGAAAGAAAGCAUCGAAAAACAAAAUAUCAUUCUACACGAAUGAAUGGAGGAAUAUCUUGACGCCCACUAUGGAGACAUGCAUAACGAUUUACGUCAUUCUUAUAGAAUCGCUCUUACUGAACAUGUUUGUGGCAUGUUCAUUGAUGAAUUUCUUUCUGAAUCAUGCCAAAAGAUGCAAUCCGUUCGAGAUGGAUGUCCUAAGCUAAGAGCCCAUCAUGCGGUUAUUUCGCAAUAUUUUUCGCACCACUUCCCACGAUCACCGAUGCGUAACUUCUUUCACAUUCUAUACGUUCAAUAGAAAAUUAUAAUGGAAAAUUUGUAAGGUUUGAUUAAUCAUUAGUAAAUUUCUUUUGUUGGAAUUGUUGCAAGAUAAACUAAUGAUCUAAAAGAUUGAUGUGUAAAAUUUUAAAAGUUACGAAAGAAAUAUUUAUUAUUUAUAAGUUGAUUGUUUAGAUAAAUGAUUGUUGGAAUGUGUGGCAUAUUAUUAGUAUUUAUUAUAUUAACAUUGUUAAAAUUUACAGAUACGAUUAUUUUCUAGAAUUUUAGAGAAAGAAUAUCUAAGAAUAAAAUAUGAGAAUUGAAAGAUGCUCCAAAGUGAGCAAUUUUAUUAAUUUUUUGAUGCAAAUGUAUGAUUAAUAAUAGUGGUUCAAAAUGAUUAUUAUUGUUAUUUCAUAUGUAAUUAUUAUUCAAGAUAAAUCUAAAAGCUUUACAUAUUGAUCGCUGGUUAAUGGUUUAUAUUUUUCUUCUUCCAAUUAAUCUUCAAAAAUAUAAGAUACUCAGGAGAAAGAGUAAUUUAUGAUUUUAAAUUUUAAAGAGGAUUGAAACAUUUAAAAAUUUAUUUAUUUUAACUUGAGAUAAAUGACAUAUCAAUUAAUUAUAAUUAAAAAUUCUAUUCGUGAAAGAUUAGUAAAUUUAAAAUUUUAAACAAUAAUAAAACCACCACAUUACGAUUGAAUUAAAGCAUCUCUUCGGCCGUGAAAGGGUUGAAAUAACAUCGUGCUCUGCCCUGACUGAUCUUGCUCGCUAAAUCACGAUAUAUAAUCGAUGGAAUGACUUCUUCAUGCUGCACCUUCGAGGCUAGAAGUCAACAGGCCUCGAAAGAUCAUUUGGAUCACAUUGAUCCGGAUUAAUGUCUUCUCACGGUGAAGUUAAAUGAAUUUCCGUAUUCCGAUGGAAUGAAGACUAGAUGAGAACUGGAAAAGGAUCAAGAAAUUGAAAGAUUGUUACUUGUAACACAGAAUAUCUUCCAAAUAUUAUGAAUCAAGAUUUCUAUUAAAACAAAGGAUUAAACAAUUCACAAAAUGGCAAGAAGUCAACAAAUUGAUGAUAUGAUUUAUGAAAGAAGAAAGUGGUGCAAGAUUCAUCUUAGCAAGAUCGAUCAUGAUAAGGUUCUCUAAGGCAAGUUUUCUUUUGAAAAAAAAAAAAACGAUACGUGAGUGAAAUUCUGAUCCUUUGGCUUUCUUCACAAUAUGUUUUAUCUUCAGAUAGCAAUAAUUUGUAUGGCAAUAGUCCAUGUAAUAUGCGAUCUACCACCUGGGACAAGACGUAAUACAUAUCUGCCUCCUGAACCAACUAAGGGUUACAAUUAUGAAACACCUUCGAUACCAUUUUUAAAAUCAACAACUCGACCUCCAUUUACUACACCACCCAGUCAUACAUAUCCUAAACCAACCACAAAAUUUCCAACAUCAAGACCUUCCAAUGGUUAUCCACCUCCCACUAAACCUACUCCGGAAUUUCCUGACUCAACCAGACCUACUGGAAGUACUAUACCAAAUAAUGGUGGUCACGACCAUCAUCAUCAUCACGAGCCAGGCAUGCCAUUUGACUUCAACUACGCGGUGAAGGAAGACGCCUUUGGAAACGAUUAUUCCCACAACGCGAUAAGCGACGGUGACAUCGUCCGCGGGGAGUACAGAGUUCAACUUCCUGAUGGAAGAUUGCAGAUUGUCCGCUAUACUGCCGAUUGGAAACAUGGGUUCAGCGCGCAGGUUUCCUACGAUGGAAAUCCACGUUUUGACGUCUCUCGACCGCCCGGCAAUUUUGCAGGCUAUUAAGUUAUUAAUGUCCAGUUUAUGGUUGCGAACCAUGUUAAAAUGUUUGUCUUGCGGUUUUUAUUGUUGGUUUCCACGCCUUUGUGUUGCCUCUACGCCUCCAUUGAGCGUUGGAUUGUUCGUUUUCAGCAUAUCGAGUCAAUCGUGCCAAAAAAGAAGUUAUUAGAUGCAUAAUUUUUUAAUAAUAUUAAUCAUUUUAAUAAUUUUUUUUUAAAUUUUUGCGAAUAUUUUUUAGUAAAGAAAAAACUUUUUGACCAAAUCUAAAAACCAAUCGAGAAAUAUAUUUAUUAUAUUUAUUAUUAUGAAUUUGAUUUUGUUUCUAUUAUAUUUUUCGGUAGAUUUACUUUGAUUAACUCAAUUUGUUGAACGAUAGCUGAUUGUGAGAUUAUUAUUCUUUAUCUUGUCCUUUUUUUGAGGUCGCUAGUGUCUUUAAAUAAUAGUUUCUAGGAAAAGCACCACUUAAGAUUUUUUUCUUAAGAGAAUUUUCAAAAAUUUUUUUUAAUGUUAAAUAAUGUAAUUUUAAUUUUAUUGAUAAUUUAUAAUAUCUUAAAUUAAAAAUUUUUAAUAGCUGGAAUGGAGAACAAUUCUGCAAAUUAUGAUACCUUUUUUAUGGUAUCUAUAAUUUUAUAUUAAAUUUUGUAAUAAAAUAUAAAUGAAAAAUAUUAUUUUUGCGACCAAAAAUGGUUCAAUACCAACUGGUACUUAUUCGAUAUCGUUAGCCAUCGCAAAAUCUAGAUCUAAGUAAAAAAAAGACCUUAGGCCAGAGUAUAUUUUAUAUUCUCUAAUUAUAGAUGUAUCCAAUGGACAUGGAUACACAUAUAGGAGAAAAAAAAUAAAAAAGUUUUCAUAAA